CAAUCAGGAAGGAUUUCACUUUUUUCCCUCUUUCAGGAUCCCUUUUAAUUUCUUGCUGCAAUUUACUUUGGAAGAUGACUCAAAACACAGAAUAUUUUCAGGAGUGAAAAGGGAUCCUGGCCUGAACUAACCAACUUGGUCUCCUGUUUUGGGCCCUCCUGUGCCUCUCAUGUGCCUCCUUCUCUUCCUUCCAUCCAGCCAAGCCCACCGUCACCAUCUCCCCCACCAAGAUGGAUCCCGCUUCCCCCAACACCAUCCUCCUCUGCACCGCCACGGGCUUUUACCCCCUGGAGAUCGAGAUCCAGUGGCUGAAGAACGGGAAGCUGGAAGAGGAGGGCGUGGCCUUCGGGGAGGAGCUCCAGAAUGGAGACUGGACCUACCAGCUCCAGGUGAUGCUGGAGACCCAGCCCCAGCGGGGGGACGUCUAUACUUGCCAGGUGGGGCAUGUCAGCAUGGAGGCCCCCAUCAGCGUCCAGUGGGAGCCCCGUUCCUCCAGCUCUGCCAGGAGCAAACUCUGGACAGGGAUCAUGGGGGCCGUGAUUGGAGUGGCCUUCCUGGCUGUGGGGCUCUUCUCCUACCUGAAGAACAAGAAAGGUGAGUCUGGGGGGCUGGAGGAGAGGUUGUGGGGAGGGGACGAUCUAGGGGAGGACUCUCAUCGAGCUCAGCAGGUGGCCAAGAGGGACUCCUUGAGGAAUAGUUUUGGGAACUUCUUCAUCCAACCUCCUGCAG
Molecule: messenger RNA, 729 nt
Organism: Notechis scutatus (mainland tiger snake)
Lineage: Eukaryota; Metazoa; Chordata; Lepidosauria; Squamata; Elapidae
Source: RefSeq, a predicted model, not a curated record